Messenger RNA from Trichophyton benhamiae CBS 112371, 2586 nucleotides. RefSeq lists its product as uncharacterized. Gene Ontology annotation, molecular function: chromatin binding. The transcript is spliced from 2 exons. NCBI's taxonomy places the organism in Eukaryota, Fungi, Ascomycota, Eurotiomycetes, Onygenales, Arthrodermataceae. Gene Ontology annotation, cellular component: condensin complex. Gene Ontology annotation, biological process: mitotic chromosome condensation. The record is from RefSeq and is a predicted model, not a curated record. Bases 1 to 2586 code for a protein of 861 amino acids.
AUGCCUCUCAACGAUGAUGCCGGAGAAAAAGUUGCACGAUUACACUCCCGCCAGGCACAAUACGACCUCCAGAUGGACCAGAUCAAAGCGGCAGUUAAAACGCCGAUGCCGCCGCGACGAUUCAAUACCUAUGAUGGAGUAUCCGACAGCCCACAUACGCCCCGUGGAUCAGUCAGAGGGAGGGAGAGCGACGUCGAUGGCCUCGGCCGGGCGGUAACGCCGAUGAAACGUGUUCCGAUAUUAGCCAACUUUGAGGAAUGGAUGAAAAUGGCAACGGAUAAUAAAAUCAAUGCCGCCAACUCCUGGAAUUUUGCCCUUAUUGACUAUUUUCAUGACAUGUCACUGCUAAAGGAGGGUGACGGUGUGAAUUUCCAAAAAGCAAGUUGUACACUGGACGGUUGUGUUAAGAUUUAUACUAGCAGAGUGGACAGUGUUGCAACAGAGACAGGGAAGCUACUCAGUGGAUUGGCAGACAGUGGGAAUAAGAAGAAACAGGGUCAGGGCGAAAGAGAAGAUGGAGCUGAGAAUGGGGACGAAGAAGAUGAGGAAGAAGAGGGUGAAGAGGGCGAGGAUGGAACCAGGAGAAAGACCCGAAAAAAGGCUCGAUCUCAUGAAUCCACACUAGCACCAUCUUUUGCUUCCCUGCAGCUAAAGAAGUUUGAGCUGGAAUUCUCCGUGGACCCCCUAUUUAAAAAAGCUUCUGCGGAUUUCGAUGAAGGUGGUGCGAAGGGGCUUCUUUUAAACCAUCUCUCAAUUGAUGGCCAGGGAAGAAUCGUUUUUGACAGUAGCGACGAUGCCAAUGCUAAUACCAUGGCUGAUUCGGAGACCCAAAAUAAAAGCAAUGAGGAGACCCAGGGAGAUGGACGAGAGGACAGUUUCAAGUCCCCAUCUCCCAGGCCUGCAACUUCUGACUCCAGCGACGACUAUUUAGACGUCGAUAUUCGUGGCUUAGCCGAGAGAUUCUUCCCUAACCUUGAUAUAUUAUCUGACCAUGAUAUCUGCCCCUCGUUAAAAGAUUUUGAUUUAGGCGACCCAAGCGGAUCACUCGAAAUCCCAUUCUUACGAGCUCCUGAGGACUGGAGGCAUGAUAAGCAACAGUCAGAGCAGCCAGGUCUUGGUGAUGCUUCCGGCAUCGUAUUAGAUGAUGAUAUUGCUAUCGGCUUUGAUGACGACGAUGAUGCAACAAUCACAGGGUUUGAUCUUGGAGGUGAAGCCGAAUUCGGCCAAGGUGGUGAGGCAUGGGCGCGAGAUGCCGCCUUAGAGCCAAUGCUAAAAGUGCAUCGCAUCAGCAAUAUCGGAGCUGGUGAUAAUAACGACACAACUAUUGGCUUUGAUAACGAUACUACUGAGAACGACCCCUUCGCUCUAUCCCUUUCACAUGGGAAUAGAGCACACGACCAUGACAAUAUCCUAAGCUAUUUCGACAAUGCUCUACGCAAAGACUGGGCCGGUCCUGAGCACUGGAAGAUUCGACGGAUGAAAGAUAUUACCGCCACAACUACUGCCCCCAGACAGCGCAAGGAAAAGGAACCCUUUGAGAUAAACUUCGCUGCUGAUCUAGAACCUGCAAUUGCCGAAAUGAUAUACGCUACUUCAGGCUCUAACUCCGCUAUUUCGCUACCAAAAUCUCAGUGGAAGACUAAGGGGCGGAAUUUAUUGCCGGAUGAUAAACAUUUCAAUUCUAAGGAGCUGCUUCGUCUUUUCUUGAAACCUAAGGCCAAGAUGGGCCUGCGUGGAUUGAAGAGCAGCAAUCGCUCCCGUCAACACGAUGCAUCUGGCCCUAAUAACGGCGAAAUGGAUGAAGCCUUCUGGGCAUCACAAAAGCAAAGCAUGGACCAGGCAGCGAACGAAGAGAAUGCUGCCCAAGGAACAUACGACGCUAACUUCUUUGCCGAUGAUGACGGUCUUGCGUUCCCACACGGCCUGCCGAUGGGUGAUGAUGACGAGGACGAUAACAUACCUUUUGCAGACGCUCGAGAGGCAUUCUCUCCUCCGUUAGACUCGGAUGCACAACCUUCGACAGCGUCUGGUGGUAUGACCGGUCUUAACGCGCUGCUGAACAGCGUUGCUACCCCGGGUGGAGCUCUGUUAGGAGGAUAUGGCUCCCAGCUUGUCACACAAGGUGGCCGAAGGGUGCGUCCAGAAUACGUCAAUUAUGCUCGCGUAGCGAAGAAGGUAGAUGUACGUCGUCUGAAGGAAGUGAUGUGGAGAGGUAUGGGCGAGCGUCUGGUCGCUUCAAUGUCUUUCAAUUCCGCCUCUCCUUCAGCGGCGGUCACAUCGACAACUGCCCCCGCUGAUCCAGCUCCGGAACCGACUGCUGGGGAAACCCCGCCAAACGAGGAAUCGGAAGAUCUCAAGAACAGCCUUCGUUUUACUGAUGUAAUGAAUGGCUUGAAGGAGUCCUAUCCUGAACAAGCAAUGCGUGAUAUCAGUACUUCCUAUGGUUUCAUUUGCCUUCUACAUUUAGCCAAUGAGCAGGGCCUUGUGCUAAAGAAUAGAGGCAGUAUGGAUGAUGACUGGGAGGGUAGGCUUGAAGAGAUAUAUGUGACAAAAGACGUUGGUGCUGUUAUAGAAGGGGAUGCAUAG